AUGGGCAGCUCAGGUUAUGACAUCUCCACAAAACGGAACCAGGUCUCUUUUUGUGGGCGAGCGCCACCUGGCGGGAGCAUCCGGAACCGGCGUGCUUCCAGCAUCCGGCAGCUUCCCAAGCCCGGACGGUUUUUACCGCACGCUGCCCAAGAACGCUGCGAGACCCGUGGAGGAAUAUUUCUGAUACUGAUUCUCGCGGAGGGAACGAAGGAGGGCUCGCCGUCUCAGUCUAGAACACGAACACCCCCGCGGUGUUUCCAGCGGCGUAAGGACAAGCUCAGGGGCGCAGCAUGGUUAGAGCAAGUCUGGAGCCGCCUGGAUCUCCCGGGUGAAAAGAAAAGCCACCUCCCUGGCAGCCUCGGCCUGCUGGCGACCAGUCCUCCCCACGAAAAGCGCGCGCUGCCCUGGAAGCUGCGGAGAGAGGACGCUCCCCCCACCACCACCCCGGGCGUCGAUGCCGCUUCUCAUCUCGCCGCCCCAAACACUCGAGUGACAGAUUCCGACAAGUGGGAGGCGGCGAGCGGAAAUAUUCUCCGCAGCCGCAGAAAGUUACUCGAGCCCGGGGACCGGCAGGAAAGUAAAGCGGAGCACUUGACCGAACGCGGCGGGCCGAGGGACGCCGAGGGCCGGGCACGCUGGCCCGGGCGCGCCUGGACGAGGCAGCCCGCGGCUGCAGGCGGGGACCCGGGCUCCGGCAAACCCCUCGAGCCUGCACAACUUUCUCCGCCCGGGACCCAGCGGCGGACGCCGGGAUGCGCCGAGGAGGGAGCGGGGAUCGGGGGCGCACUCACCUGCGGCGCUCUGCGCCCGGGCGCCGGGCAGCGGCUGCAGCUGCAGCCGCAGGAGCAGGCUGAAGGCGAGCGCGGCGAGGGGUGCGCGCCGCUGGGCUCCGGGAGCCGGCGCCGCUGCGCUCGAAGCCGAGGCGCGGCGCGAACUGAGGCGGGAGGCUGGGCGGGGGCGGGACGCGGGGCGGGGGGCGGUGUCCCCGGAGUCCUAACGCCGCCGCCGCCGCCGCCGCCGCCGCCCGCCCGCCCGGCGCUCCGCCUCGGCCGCGCACACACCCUCGCGCGCACGCCCGCGCCUCGCACACGCCCGCGCCUGGCCCACGCGGGCUCCCCGCGCACCCUAGCCCGGCCAGCCGGCUCGGGGCCGCUAGCUCGCACAGUCACGCGCCUACACGCAGCGCCCCCGCACCCAUGCUCCCCGCGGGGUCCUCGCCUCUUCGCCCGGAGCCGAGCCGCCGCGUGCACUGUCUGCCGGGCUGGGGCGCAGGUAUCGGCGGGCGGUGGCUGGGAGGGAGAGAGGGAGCUGCCGUUUGAACUCGGAGUGGGCGAACAGGUGAGUGGGGGACGGGUGCGAAAGGGGGGAAGGCGGAGGCAGCCGUUUGGACUCGGGAUGUGGAGCCAGGUGAAUGGGGGUGAUAGGAGGGGCCUCUGCCCUGAACAGAAGCAGGUGUCCACUAACGAGGGUCUCUGGCACGCCCUAAGAUGA
Molecule: messenger RNA, 1491 nt
Organism: Rangifer tarandus platyrhynchus (Svalbard reindeer)
Lineage: Eukaryota; Metazoa; Chordata; Mammalia; Artiodactyla; Cervidae
Source: the annotation of a GenBank genome assembly